AUGGCUGCCCUCGUAUACCAAAAUCUUCUGGUGGACGAAGGUGUCUCUCGCCUACACCAGAAAUCCAUGUCUAAAGACAAACAAUCACCGGACCAACCAGCGCCCUUUCGGGGAGAGUUCUCUUUUGUGAACAAAGAUGCCGGCAAUAUUGAUUCCAAGGACCAUAAUGCUGCUGUAUCAUGGCACGUUAUGAAUCGCUAUGAGCGAUGGAAAAAGCAAGAACAGGCCAAAAAGCUGCGAGCUUCUGCCAACGUGCCCGUGGGGCCACUCUUACCUCCUUCGCAGCAACAGCAGCAACAGACGCAAACAGGCCAGCAGCAACCCUCGCGCCCGCAACGGCCGCGAGCACAAUCUGUACGUCGAGUCCCGUAUGAGAUCCCGAAGAGGGCGCGGUUGACAGAGGUAUCGCAGACCGGGGCCACACCCACAGCAACGCCGUUCGGGUUUGACCCAUGGACGGCCGAGCAACCGCUCCAGCUUGGCUACCCUGGCAUCAGCACCGGUCAGGCCUCGAGCAGCGGACUAGCAACUUCGACUACUUCGACGCCGUCUACUCAUUCGGGUAUUAUCGAAGAUGACCCGGCGGUCCCGCUCGGUUCUAUAAACACCCCGUUCGAUCUCAGGGAGAAGAACCCAUUUGAAUCGUCUGUUUUGUCCAUGACUCCGCUCGUGAGCAAUCUGAUCGGUUUCGCCUAUGAAAUCUUUAUCCCUCAGUCCUGGCCCAAGGAAGCGGAUCGAACCCAAGGAGCUUACGAGAUCGCCAGGUGUUGGGAAGAUACGGCCAUCAUCAAUCAGGACGCCUGCUACGCCAAUGCAUAUCUGAGUCUACUUGCAGCCGCUAUGGCAGCCUUGACCGAGGACGACAGUCUUGCAUAUCAAUCCCGAUUCUUCCAAGGGCAGGCCAUGACCGAACUUCGGCAACGGGUGACUCAGCCAGGUCCGCAAGAUCUGAUCACCCUGAAAGCCAUUUUGAAGCUUUUCUCCUCCGAAACCCUGGUUGACAACACGUCGGUUGCGCGCACGCAUCUCAAGAUGCUCCGGAACUUGGUCAAUGCAGCUGGAGGGGUGAUCUUGCUGGAUGCAUGGUUCCGUGAAGACCUGCUCUCUUGUGACUGCUAUUUUGCCCUGAAGUAUGAAACUCGGCCUCUAUUCCCGGCCCAGGAAUGGACUCCAGGUCCACUCAGCCAGCCUUGGAAAGCUCGUCUGCUGUCCGCUGCCAUUUUUGGAGAUCACGCAUCCGGAAUCGAUUCCUUGAUCGAGCAUCCGGCCAUGAAAGCAAUCCUCACCGAUCUGCGGGAGCUUUUCAGAGCUCGGGAAUACACGCAAAACCAUGACGUUCCUACCGAUGAUCAAUUACUAAGGUGGCAGCAGCUUCGAAAGUUCGACUGCGUCUCAAGGCUAGCGGAUCACUAUGUCAACCUGGCCAUAUAUCCUCACCUAUUUAACCGACCGAUUACACAAGCCUAUGUAUGCAUCGCCGCCGCGCUGAUCACCAACAUGGUGCUGGGUUCGCCGGAGCCCGUGCGAUUUGGGCUCAAGCUCAUCAACGACCUGCGCAAAAAGCUAAGGGAGCGUGAUAUAGAGGGGGACGACGUCCAGUAUCGACGGCUUCGGUUGUGGGCGCUCUACGUGGGUUCUUUGGCGGAGAAAGUGCACCCGGUAGGGGUUGAGAAUGAGGAGUGGUUCGAGAGCAACUAUCACAGUCUUGCAGCGGAGAUGGGCAUGUCUGGCUGGGAGGACACGAAAAAGGUGAUGCGGCAACUGCUCUACUCAGACAAGUUGCAUCAAGAGAUAGAAUCGGGGCGUGCUCAUCGGAUUGUGGAUGUCAGACAGGGUCUAUAUUCGGCUUCGGGCUGCAGCUGGCGGGAGCCUCUGCUGGACACCAACCUUGGCGUCGACGCAUCUGAUGCGGAAGUUGGUGGGUCCGGGUCUGCUUCUGAAGCUGCGGUUGCAUCUUCUGUAGCGGCUAGGAAACAGCCUGCUGAUGAAUAA
Messenger RNA from Rhinocladiella mackenziei CBS 650.93, 1992 nucleotides. RefSeq lists its product as uncharacterized. Bases 1 to 1992 code for a protein of 663 amino acids. Lineage: Eukaryota; Fungi; Ascomycota; Eurotiomycetes; Chaetothyriales; Herpotrichiellaceae. The transcript has a single exon. The record is from RefSeq and is a predicted model, not a curated record.